UUUUAUUAGAUUUUUGUUAAAUAUUUGAAAUGAGCAAAUUAAUUCAUUUCUUUUUAAGCAUUUGAAUAUUACUUCAAAUGAAGUUAUACAGGAUGAAAUUACCUGCAAAAAUGACUGUUUUGGGUUUUCUUUCCUUACAGAGUUGCGAAGUGAGAGAAACCAUUUCGGAGUCCCGUUCAUUUCAGACGUUCGCUGGCUUCUCACCUGACCUCACACCUGACCAAUCACUGCCUGAAGUGGGCGUGAUUGUUGGUUUCGGACAGUUACAAACAUUUGUGACGCAGCUCUUAUGUUAUCUUCGCUGUACUGGUCUAUUUAUGUUUAAAUGUGACAAAUGUCGGGCCAAUUUAAGUUGAUAAAAUAGUUUUUUUUGUGUGGAUUUUUUAAAAGUUUUAGUAUUAAUUGAAGGGAACAGAUUUCACUCUUACAUUUACAGAAACGUGUUCAGGUAACAGUGUGCCAGUCAGUAGCUAACAGGGAAACUGAAGGAGCUGCGGGAGAAAAAUACACUACUAGCACUGUUAUUACAGGCAUUAUCACUAAUAAUCACAAUCGGCUGCACUGCAUGACAUACAUCCAUUGUGGUUUUGUCUCUUUAAAUCCUUUCAGUCAAUGAAAGCAGAAUGAAUUGUCAAAGGUUUAUAAUGAAAGCUUCUCUGCAAACUGGCAGAUGGUUUAACGACACUAAUGACCUGCUCUCAGUGCUGCACAGCAUGCAGAAACACAUUGACACUACACACCAUGUUGUCAUGCUGCUGCCUGUGUUUCCUCCUUCUCCAGCUCGGCCCUUUCCUUUGACCUCAUGUCCUCCUGCUUCCUCCCAUUCUUUUACUCUCUUAACGGAAAAUGAAAAGGCAAGUUGCGACAAGACAAUGAGCUUAUUCAGUGUUUUGUAAAUCACAUUAAACAUGAAAAAGCAGAACCAAAGAUAGGGCAGUCCUAAGGUAAAGGUCCGUACCUCAGCUGCAGACUCGAGAGAUCAACAUGGCUGAAACGCACAGAGUGGCAGCGCAGGGCAGGAAGAGAUGGGUUUUUCCACAGAGACGCGCGGCUGAUGAAAACAAAGCGAGUGUUCGCUCUGCAGACAGAGAUGCUGAGAGAAAUCUGGCGCUUCCUUUCAGAGGUCACAUCGCAGGUGGGCUGCGGCCGGGGAAGAAGGUUGUAGUGGUGGGUGUUGUGGACUCCCGUCCUGACAGGUUCUACGUUGCCCUGACAUGCGGGUGUGGAACAUCCAGGGAGCCUCCGCCUGAUGUGGCUCUGGAGCUCGGUGUUCGAUUCAGGGACCGGCAGGUCCUGCGCAGAGCCUGCGUGUCCGGAUCUUGGGGAGACGCUGACAGAGCCGUCCCUUUCUUCCCCUUCAUCAGAGACCAGCCGUUCAAGAUGGACAUUCACUGUGAACAAGGUCGCUUUCGCGUGUUUGUGGACGGGCAGCAGCUGUGUGACUUUCACCACAGAGUGACGUCACUCAGCGACAUCGACACGUUAUGGAUCAAAGGCAGCGUCACCAUCACUAAACUGGCUUGAGGUAAAGGCCUCGGUCGAAGACGCGGAUCUCAGAACUCACCUUGUCUGACCAUCAGAUGUUUAACACGGAGAGAAAUAAGACUCAGUAUUAGUGACGAAUGUGUGUUUAAUGAUCGAGAUUUACAAAUGUGCAUGAUGAUUUGUGAGUAAUUUAUGGGGUUCAAAUCCACAAACAAAUACCAACCAAUGUGAACAAACGUGAAACAAUUUUACAAAUAACAACAUCCCAACGUCAAUAAAUAUCAGUCUUUUACAAAAGCAUGUAUAUGUCGAACUUUAUAGAUCUAACAUUUGUUUUUAAGAAGGCUUCCAGCGCGUAUAAAUGUUUAGAAAUAUUUGCAUUUGUCGCCAAUACUGAGACUCAUUUUGUAUUCUUACAUUUGAGACAUUUAGAAACUUACAAUGACACUGCCAUUGCACAAAGCGAUCAGUCAGCUGUAACACGCUCUGCACAGUUUGGUUCGUCCAUUUGGGUGAUUGAUCCCAGAAUGUCCUGCAUAGCAGUCUGUCAUUGAUAUGUUCAGCGGAUGUUCUGCCCCGCAUUGUUAUUUCUUUAAAAAAACAAAACCUGCUUCACAAAAUAUCUGGAGAACGUUCCAGAAAUAAAGAUUCAUUAUCCAGAAUUGAAAACUUUAUGUUGGGAAACAAACGUGACAAAUGAACAUCAUUUUAAUUUCUUUUUUAGUAUCAGGUCCAGAUUGUCUGAGGGCUUUGGGGGGACGCAGUAGUUGGGACUUGGUCUUCUGUUCCCAGUACUUCUUAAAUCCUGGCUCUGGCCCCAAAAUACGUGAAGCACAGAUUCCUAUUAAACUGUGUGAGAACUAUCAUUUGUGACUGUAGAAACAUUUGUGGUUGACUGGUUUCUCUUACAGCAGAUUUUUUUUGGGACUGAUGUUGGAAAUGUAUCUCAGCUGUAAAUAUGAUCUGUAUGUGUCUCUUGGAAAUAAACUACAUAGAUGGGAUUUACUUUAAAAUAGACGUGAUGCUAAAUGUGUGAUGACUACCUCAAACCACAUAGUGUGAUGUCCAUAAUCCAUAAUGAAAAGUGCAUGCACAAUGAUGUCUGUAGGAGAAAUACACAUCAUCCUGUUUGAACUGAGCUACUUCUUUUUAUAUUCAUUGUGCGCCUUAUGUUUAAUGUCACAUCUUAUCUGGGACCAUCCAACCAAAACUGCUGUAUUUUGAGUGUGUGCACUUUUCAAAAUAAAGUGAUUAAUGACUGUA
Messenger RNA from Siniperca chuatsi (mandarin fish), 2748 nucleotides. Its product is annotated as galectin-related protein-like. Lineage: Eukaryota; Metazoa; Chordata; Actinopteri; Centrarchiformes; Sinipercidae. The coding region runs from base 985 to 1524 and encodes 179 amino acids. The record is from RefSeq and is a predicted model, not a curated record. The transcript is spliced from 6 exons. Gene Ontology annotation, molecular function: carbohydrate binding.